AUGGAGCUUGUGGGGCAGGCAGCAUCCAACCUUGUUCCCAUCACCUGGCUGCCUGGCUGGGCAAAGCUUGCGGCUGCGCAGUGCCCACAGCUGGCCCCCGCCUUUGGCUGGGACUUCAGUUUGUCAAACGAAAAAGAUGCCCACGCCAGUGACAGCGAUGAGAACUUGGAGCGUGGCAACUGGUCAAACAAAGGCGACUACCUGCUCUCCAUGGUGGGCUACGCUGUGGGCCUGGGCAACGUCUGGCGGUUUCCCUACCUCACCUACCAGAAUGGCGGAGGUGCUUUUCUGAUCCCAUACACCCUGAUGUUGGCCUUAGCUGGCUUGCCCUUAUUUUUCAUGGAAUGUUCCCUUGGGCAGUUUGCCAGUCUAGGGCCAAUUUCCGUCUGGAGAAUAUUACCAUUGUUUCAAGGAGUGGGCAUCACAAUGGUCAUCAUCUCAACAUUUGUGGCGAUCUACUACAAUGUUAUCAUUGCUAAUGCGCUCUACUACUUAUUUGCCUCAUUUCAAAAAGUGCUACCGUGGUCGGCUUGCUUUUCCUGGGCAGAUGAGUUCUGCAGCAAAACACGACUAGCAGCUGUGGCUGUGCUAUCAGUCAGCCUGACGUUGAUCGAGCAGAGUCAGCUCAGGUGCGAGGCUCUGCAAGUAGAACUGGACAAUGACAUGGAUGGUGGUUCAUCUAGGUUGGAGGUGUCACCAAGGUUAAGUCAGCCUACAACCCACGCCAAAACUGCUUCUGUUUGGAAAGAUGCAGCCACCCAGAUAUUCUACUCCCUGUCCGUGGCAUGGGGCGGGCUUGUUGCUUUGUCAUCGUACAAUAAGUUCCACAACAACUGCUACUCGGAUGCUAUUUUAGUUUGUGUAACCAACUGCGUCACCAGCGUAUUUGCUGGGUUUGCGAUAUUCUCCAUCUUGGGACAUAUGGCAUUUGUGUCCGAGAGACCCGUCUCGGAGGUUGUGGACUCAGGGUUUGAUCUGGCAUUUGUAGCCUACCCAGAAGUUCUCUCCAGGUUACCAGUCUCUCCUCUGUGGUCCUUCUUGUUUUUCUUCAUGCUCCUGCUCUUGGGCCUUGACUCUCAGUUUGCCACCAUAGAAACACUUACAACCACCAUACAAGAUAUAUAUCCCAAAGUGAUGAAAAAGUUAAGAAUCCCUAUAACCCUGGGUGUGUGCAUAUUGCUCUUCUUUCUCGGUCUUAUCUGUGUUACUCAGGCAGGAAUUUACUGGGUUAACCUAAUAGAUCACUUUUGUGCUGGAUGGGGAAUCCUUAUUGCAGCUGUCCUGGAGAUAAUAGGCAUCAUCUACAUUUACGGAGGAAACAGGUUCAUUGAAGACAUUGAAAUGAUGAUUGGAAAGAAGAGCCGUUUAUUCUGGCUGUGGUGGAGAAUGUGCUGGUUUUUCAUUACUCCUGUGCUGUUAAUGGCAAUUUUGGUCUGGUCUUUGGUCACAUUUUCACCUCCCACUUAUGGCUCGGUGUUAUAUCCAGCCUGGGGAACCGCCGUUGGCUGGUGCAUGAUCAUCUUCUGCGUCAUCUGGAUUCCCAUCGCCGCUAUUCUAAAAAUAGUUAAAGCUGAAGGAAACCUUUGUCAGUCCCCAGAGCUCCCCUGA
Harpia harpyja (harpy eagle) is the source of this 1608-nucleotide messenger RNA. Its product is annotated as sodium- and chloride-dependent neutral and basic amino acid transporter B(0+)-like. Lineage: Eukaryota; Metazoa; Chordata; Aves; Accipitriformes; Accipitridae. Gene Ontology annotation, biological process: sodium ion transmembrane transport. Gene Ontology annotation, molecular function: L-proline transmembrane transporter activity. The transcript has 13 exons. The record is from RefSeq and is a predicted model, not a curated record. Bases 1 to 1608 code for a protein of 535 amino acids. Gene Ontology annotation, cellular component: membrane.